Molecule: messenger RNA, 3131 nt
Organism: Labeo rohita (rohu)
Lineage: Eukaryota; Metazoa; Chordata; Actinopteri; Cypriniformes; Cyprinidae
Gene: rigi
Product: RNA sensor RIG-I
Exons: 19
Coding region: 64-2883 (939 amino acids)
Cellular component (GO): cytoplasm
Molecular function (GO): double-stranded RNA binding; zinc ion binding; single-stranded RNA binding
Source: RefSeq, a predicted model, not a curated record
UGGAUCAGCUGUAGUGAAGCUCAGCCUCAGUCGGGACUUGGUCAGUCGUGAAUCGCCGCAGAAAUGUACGAGCUGGAAAAGGAGAAUUUGCGGCGCUUUAGCGCCUAUAUCACGAAGUUUUUACGACCGUCAGUCAUCAAGAACUUCAUGACGACAUACCUCGAGAAAGAGAUGGUGGAGAGCAUUCUCUCUACAGAGGAGAAGUCUGUGACCAUAGCUGCCCAGAUGCUGCUGGACAAGAUGUGUUAUCUAGAGGAAGUGGGCUGGUUUCAGGCCUUUCUGGACAUCCUGCUCGCCUCAGAGUACACCGGACUGCACAACGCCAUUAAAGAUUGGAAUUUCCAGGAGUUAGAGGACCUGAACAAACACAGGACAUAUCUAGAAAGGAUCGAACCGUCAAUCGUCAAGCACAUGAAGCCCAGCGAGCUGCUCGCGCACAUGAGCGACUGUCUGAGGCUCAGAGAGUGUGAGGAGAUCAAGGCGGAGGAGAGUCGGCGCGGUCCUAUAGCAGCCAGCGAGAAGCUUGUGGCGAGUCUCCUGCGCUCAGACAGACCCAACUGGUUUAAACUGCUGAAGAUUGCACUUGAAUCCUGCGAAUUAGAUGAGGCUCUAGAACUGCUGGAGAUGAAUGGAGGUGGUAAGGCUGAGAAGGCCAGCGGUUGGGACGGAGAGCCGGAGGCCAUGAUGACGACCGUGUGUUUUGCGUUCAGAGAGGAGGCUGAGACUGAAGACAUGCUGAUGAGCAGCAACGACACGGCCGUCACAGAGAAACCCGGCGGCUUCAGAGGGGAACCUGAGCGAUCAGGUGAGCGGAAGCUGAGAGAAUAUCAGAAGGAGCUGACCGCCGCCGCCGUCCAGGGCCAGAACACCAUCAUCUGCGCUCCCACAGGAUGUGGAAAAACUAUUGUGGCCUUGGCCAUCUGUGAAUAUCACCUGAAGCAGUUUCCCAAAAGAGCAAAGAUUGUGUUUUUGGCAACCAAGGUCGACGUCUAUGAACAGCAGUACAAACUUUUCAAGGAGCACUUUUCCUGCAAGGAUCCCAACGUCAGGGUGACGGGUUUGUGCGGUGAUAUGGAUCAGCUGUCGGUGCUUUGGCUCAUACAGAAUUAUGAUAUCGUGGUGAUGACGGCUCAGAUCCUGGUGAACGCCCUGCAGAGCGCUGAGGUGCCGUCCCUGGAUAUCCUGUCGCUCAUCCUGUUCGACGAGUGUCACAACACGACGGGAAAACACCCGUACAACAACAUCAUGACCCACUACCUGGACCGCAAAUUCAGUACUAGCACACAUUCACUGCCACAGAUUGUGGGCCUGACGGCGUCGGUUGGCAUCGGUUCAUUCAAGAACAGACUGGAGGCGGAGAACAACAUCUUACAGCUCUGUGCCAACCUGGACACCAGAGUCAUCACCACAGUCACCGAACACAAAGAUGAGCUCAAGUCAUACGUGCACACACCUGAGAAAGAAUUUUUUGAUGUUCGUGAGCGGCCGAGUGACCCCUUCAUCAGAAUAAUCAAAAACAUCAUGAGUAACAUCGAGCAGCUGGUGCAGAAGACCUACAACAUCGAGAGUCUGUCGAACAUCCAGAACCGUGAGUACGGCUCACAGAAAUACGAGCAGUGGAUCGUCUCCGUUCAGAAGAGCUGCAAAGUCUUACAGAUGAAGGACGCAGACGAGGAGAGACGGAUCUGCAGACAACUCUACAACUACACUGAACACCUGCGGAAAUAUAACGAUGCUCUGAUCAUCAAUGAAGACGCACGGACUAAAGAUGCGCUCGAUUAUCUGGACGCGUUCUUUGAUCAGGUCCGGAACGCCGGCUACGACGAGACCGAGAGGAAACUCACUGCUCUCUAUGACUGUCAGCGGCCGCAGUUACAGCGUUUGGCCACUGAGGGGGAGCAGAACCCUAAACUAGAUGAGCUCAGGUUCAUCCUGGAGGAAGAAUACCAAAAUAAUGAGCAGACCCGCACCGUCAUGUUCGUUAAGACACGCGCCCUCGCUGACGCUAUGAAGAAAUGGAUUGAUGAGACUGAUUCCCUGAAGUUCCUGAAGCCUGGAGUUCUGAUUGGAAAAAGACGAAAAUCCAACCUUACCGGCUCAGGAAUGACUCUGAACAAUAAGAAGGGGAUUCUGGACUCUUUUAAGAGCUCAGAUCAGAGCAAGAUGCUCAUCGCCACGUCGGUCGCUGAUGAAGGCAUCGAUAUCCCACAGUGCAACUUGGUUCUGAUGUAUGAAUAUGUGGGAAAUGUGGUGAAGAUGGUGCAAGUUCGAGGACGCGGUCGGGCGGAGGGGAGUCGGUGUUUCCUGAUCUCCAGUAGUAAGGAGCGCAUUGAAAAGGAACGCAUAAAUAUGUUUAAGGAGAAGAUCGUGGAGGAGGCCAUCAUCCAUCUGCAGAGCAACCCCACCAGCCUCAGCAACAAGGUGGACGUGUUGCAGAAGGACGAUAAAACCCGGAGGGAUCACAUCAGCGCCAGUCCCGAAAAACCCAAAACUCAGGGCAGCUACGAGCUCCUCUGCAGCAAGUGCAAGAGGUUUGCAUGCAUGAGCGACAACAUCAGAGUUGUGCAGAGCUCUCAUCACAUCGUUCUGGAUCGCUCAAUGUUCCAGCGCUGUACAACUGCUCCCCAUAAGAACCCAAAAGCCUUCUGUGGCUUCAAUAAGAAAGAGAAGAUGCUCUGUGCCGAAUGUAAACACGACUGGGGCCUCGUCGCCUCUUACACCACUAUCCAGGAUCUGCCGCUGCUGAAGAUCGAGAGUUUCGUCGUGCAGAAUUGCGUCACUCGCAAGCAGGAAUACUUCAGGAAAUGGCGUGACGUGACGUUUGCCAUCCGUGAGUUUGACAUGACGGAGAUCACGCCUGAAAUGUGCCGGCCGAGAGACUGAGAACGGCGAACUUUAGCACAAUGUCAUCUCACUCUAAACUGCAGGUGUUUUUUAAUGUGAUCAACUGUGAUUGUGUAAUCCAGAUAAACUGUAGUUUUACCAACCCAAAACUUUAGAAUCGAUUAGAAUCGUUAAUUACAGUUAGUCUCAUUAUUUUUGAUGUUACUUGGGCUUUUACUGCAAUUGACUUGUCUAUUUUUAUCUAUUGCAUUUUAACAUAUUUUAAACUUUUCCUGUAACUCAAACGA